This is a messenger RNA of Laetiporus sulphureus 93-53, 1269 nucleotides long. RefSeq names its product nitroreductase. Lineage: Eukaryota; Fungi; Basidiomycota; Agaricomycetes; Polyporales; Laetiporaceae. The record is from RefSeq and is a predicted model, not a curated record. Bases 229 to 972 code for a protein of 247 amino acids. Gene Ontology annotation, biological process: cellular response to oxidative stress. The transcript has 3 exons.
CUCACCGAUUCCUGGCUCCUGUCCCCCGGAGGAUCUUCUUUCCCACCGUGACCCGGACAUUGUCAAGGCUGAGCACGCCGGUACGCUCGCUGACUGUGUGCCCGCCCAUCUCACCUAAUCUGCGUCGCCGAUACCAUCACCGGUCCGUCGUAACCAUUCUCAGGCACCCUUUUUUUCGUGCAGCAUCUCAGUGGAGCAGGGGGAGAGCUUUAAAAAGCCCACUUCGCCAUGUCGUUCGUCAAAGCCCUUCGCAGCUCUAUCGCACCCGCCGUCCGCACGCAUCGCACUGUCCCCUCUUCUCUCCUCGCGUCCACCCGAGCAGCUCGUACCGCAUCCCCCUUCGUCCACCAGCAGACCCGCACAAUGGCUUCCGCGCAGUUUCUCGAAGAGAUCAAGAAGCGUCGCACGUACUACAACAUCUCGAACAAGUCGCCCAUUCCCGACGCGCGCGUCGAGGAGAUCGUGAAGCAGAUCGUGUUAAACGUCCCGUCGUCGUUCAACUCGCAGAGCAGCCGCGUCGUCGUGCUGUUCAAGAAGGAACACGAGAAGCUAUGGGACUUCGCGUCUGAGAUCCUCAAGCCGAUCGUGCCCGAGCAGCAGUGGCCGACGACGGCCGGCAAGCUCGCGAGUUUCAAGGCUGGGUACGGCACGAUCCUCUUCUUCGAGGACCAGGUGCCCGUACGCGAGCUCCAGAAGAACUUCCCGCUCUACCAGGAGUCGUUCCCAGCAUGGUCAGAGCACACCAGCGGCAUGAUCCAGUUCGCUACGUGGACAUCACUCGAGCUUGAGGGCUUUGGUGCCUCCCUCCAGCACUACAACCCCCUCAUCGACCAGAAGGUCAAGUCGGAGUGGAACAUCCCCGAUAGCUGGAACCUCAUCGCGCAGAUGCCCUUCGGCACGCCGAGCGCGCCGCCGACGGAGAAGAAGUUCUCGCCCAUCGAGGAGCGCGUGAAGGUUUUCGGCAACUUGUAGAGGUGUCGCGACGUCUUUCGGCGGCCGGAUAAGGGCUCGUCCGCGCUAGAUGAUAUGGACUGAAUGUGGAUUAGUAUCAUAGACGAGCGCAAGUGUAUUUUGACGAGCCCGAUGAUGUUAACAAUUCAGUGAAACUUACGAUGGCAUGCCAGCGAUCGAUGGCUUUCUCCAUUCGGGCUUUGUGGGACAUAGAGAGCGACGCUGCGACUCGGGUCCGCUGUAACUCUGUGCCUGUAAUAUCCUGGCCAUUUCAAGCUUCACUGUUCUUCAAGAUCCGUCAUCUUCUACCUAAAGAUA